GUUUUCAAUCUUUGGGAUCGUUCUGAAAGUAAGUUGCAACCUAUAAAACCCUCUCGUCUUCUCUGUACAAUAGAUAAGCCCUUCCCCCUCCCCCACUGCAAAACGAUGUCCAUGAUUCUCCGGGUCUUACCCGACAUAGCAAUUCGAUCCAGACACCUCUCAACUCAAUCCCUCCCACUGUUUCGCAUCAAUCGCAUAUUUCUCAAACCCCUUGUAACAAAAUCCUUCUCUUCUGUGUCUGCUUCUACAAUUGAACCGGUUGUGAGUAAUCCCCCCACAACCACCAAGGAACAACGACGGCAGUCUGUACCUGGAUCGAUUCACGAAACCGCCACUCUUGAAUGGGUCAGUCGGAACGGACUAUGCGGCGAAUUAUCCGAAAAUGAUGUGGGUAGACGGGUUAGAUUGUGUGGAUGGGUCGCACUUCAUCGGGGUCAUGGUGGGCUCACUUUCGUUAAUCUCAGGGACCAUUCUGGAAUCGUUCAGGUCACAACACUUCCUAAUGAAUUCCCGGAUGCUCAUUCUAUCGUGAAUGACUUGAGACUUGAGUAUGUUGUUGCUAUAGAAGGUGUUGUUCGACCCCGACCAAGUGAAUCGGUUAACAAAAACAUGAAGACUGGCAUGAUUGAGGUCACUGCUGAGCAAGUCCAAGUCUUGAAUGCUGUGAAAGCUAAGUUGCCAUUCUUGGUUACUAGUUCAGACGAUGCCAAAGAUUCUAUCAAAGAGGAAAUUCGCCUGAAAUAUCGUUGUCUUGAUUUACGUCGACCAGAAGUGAGUUCCAACAUAAUGUUGAGGCAUAAAGUGGUGAAGCUCAUAACAAGAUAUCUAGAAGAUGAUCAUGGUUUUGUGAAUAUUGAGACUCCAAUACUCUCUAGAUCAACUCCUGAAGGUGCUCGUGAUUAUUUAGUUCCAUCAAGAGUUCAGCCAGGAACAUUCUAUGCUUUGCCUCAAAGUCCACAACUCUUCAAACAGAUGCUAAUGGUGUCUGGUUUUGAUAAAUACUAUCAAAUAGCAAAAUGUUUUAGGGAUGAAGAUUUAAGGGCAGAUAGACAACCUGAAUUCACACAAUUAGAUAUGGAAUUGGCUUUCACUCCUCUUGAAAACAUGCUAAGCCUCAAUGAAGAUUUGAUUCGAAAGGUUUUUCUAGAUAUCAAAGGUGUUGAGUUACCAAAUCCAUUCCCAAGGCUUACAUAUGCAGAAGCAAUGAGUCGAUAUGGUUCAGAUAGGCCAGAUACCCGUUUUGCCCUUGAACUCAAAGAUGUAUCCGAUAUUUUCUCAGAUUCCUCCUUCAAAGUCUUCUCAAAUGUCUUGAGUAAUGGAGGAAUCAUCAAAGUGUUAUGUGUACCUUCAGGUGCAAAGUCUUUUUCCAAUACUACCCUCAAAAAAGGUGAAAUUUUAAGUGAAGCAAUCAAAUCUGGGGCAAAGGGUUUGCCUUUCUUGAAGAUAAUGGAAGAUGGUAAACUUGAAGGGGUUCCUGCUUUGACAUCAAGUUUGGAUCCCACAAAGAAAGAUUUGUUUUUGAAAAGAUGCGAGGCGGGUCCCGGUGACCUUAUUUUGUUUGCAGUGGGUCCCACUUCAUCGGUCAACAAAACCCUUGACCGGUUAAGAAUGUAUGUAGCCAAUUUGUUGGGCUUGGUUGACCAUACGAAGCAUUCGAUCUUAUGGGUAACGGAUUUUCCAAUGUUUGAAUGGAAUGAAUCCGAGGAGAGGCUUGAGGCACUUCAUCAUCCAUUUACUGCUCCGAACCCUGAAGACAUGGAGGAUCUUGCUUCUGCUCGUGCCUUGGCUUAUGACAUGGUCUACAAUGGUGUCGAGAUUGGUGGAGGAAGUUUGAGAAUAUAUAGACGCGAUGUCCAACAAAAGGUUUUUGAGAUCAUUGGCAUUUCCCCUGAACAAGCUGAAGCCAAAUUUGGGUAUCUUCUUGAGGCUUUGGACAUGGGUGCUCCUCCACAUGGAGGAAUUGCUUAUGGGUUGGAUCGGUUGGUGAUGUUAUUGAGUGGGAGUAGUUCAAUUAGGGAUGUGAUCGCUUUCCCUAAAACCACAACUGCUCAAUGUGCUCUUACGCGUUCCCCUUCAGAAGUUGAUCCUCAACAACUUAAAGAUCUUUCUUAUCAUGUGCAAUAGACAUAUGCAAUUUUUGAUCUUUUUUUGGAAAAUGCAAUUUUUUUGGUUUGUAGUAGUCAUGUGAAUCGAAACUUGAGAUCGAUGUUUAUUUA
Messenger RNA from Lactuca virosa, 2216 nucleotides. Lineage: Eukaryota; Viridiplantae; Streptophyta; Magnoliopsida; Asterales; Asteraceae. The record is from the annotation of a GenBank genome assembly.